AGCUUUCAAACUCUGUCCAGAAUUUGUUCUGUGUUAGUAUUUGGGUUUUGUUAAUCAUAUUUGCUUUUGUGAUAAAAACAAAUCUUUCCUACCUUGUGUUUUAUGGAUGAUGAUCAAGUUUCCCUCUGGAAUGUCUUGUAAAAUUAUACUUUUGUUCUUGUUCUUUAUACCCUUUUUCGAUUUCUUGAUCAUUUGGGAGUUGAUUAUGACUGAAACAAUAAUGCCUUUUUGGAGUUUAUGUUAUCUCAUCAUUUGAACUUCUCUGAAUUGUGGUUUUCUAUCAGUGUUUGUUGUGAUCUGUGAAUGCAUGUUUGAUGUUUGAUCCCAUGAACUCCCAAUUUCGUUUGUUUGGAACCUAAUUUGAAACUGCCAAGCGACGAUAUUCAUUGGGUUCCUCCUCCUCCCACUUUCCCUGCUGCAAUUUCAUUCAUUUCGUUUUUCUGAGUUUAAACGUUUGUUGCAUUCUUUAAUGCAAGAAACUUGAGUUAACUGUUUUAUUGUCCUGAAUUACAGAAUUGGCAACCCGUUCUUCAUGAAUUUGACAAGUGUUGAUACAUUCACCGUUUCCUGUAGAGCGGGAAGCAACAACAAUUUCCUUUUCCGGAUUUUGGUUUGCUUCUUGCUACCAAGUUUUCUGGGAGCUCCUGAAGUAUAUGUUCAUUCCCAAUUGAUAAAGCUCAUUAUUGGGUUUUCGUUUUCCUCCAUUUGGGGUGGAAUCUUUGGGCAAAUCACACCUACAGUUCUGAAGCUUCUUGGUCCCAUUUUCUGCACUCUCCUUGUUUCAUCAAAGAGCCAUGGUUUCUUCCCAGUUCUCUGUCUUAAACGAAAACAGUUCACCAAAGUCUUUCCUCAACCAACUGGUUCUACCAAAUGGACCACCUGAUCUUUUGCCUUCUUCGAAUUCUGAGGAAUUUGAAUUCUCUGAUGUGUUUGGUCCAUCUCCUUCUGGUGGAAAGGUUUGCAAUGAUCCUGAUUGCAUUAACAUCCGCUCUCAAUCUUUAUUUGCUCCCACAACUUGUAUUGGUCAGUCCUUGCAGCUUAGCAAGCUCACCUUACAUGAGACAGAAGAUGCAUUGGACCUUGUGGAGGUUUUAACAGAAACACAGAAAGAACUUGAACAUUCUGUUAACAAUGCAGCAGUAGAGAGACAUAAUUUACAUUUCAAUGGUUACUGUCUGAACAAUCAGACUAUUGGAGUUGAGGAUUUUGGACUUCUGAAGGUUGUUGGGCAAGGUGCUUUUGGAAAGGUGUACCAGGUGAAGAGGACAGGUACUUCUGAAAUAUAUGCUAUGAAGGUCAUGCGCAAGGAUAAGAUCAUAGAGAGAAACCAUGCUGAAUAUGUAAAAUCUGAAAGGGAUAUACUUACAAAGGUGGACAACCCGUUUGUUGUGCGGCUCAGAUACGCUUUCCAAACAAAAUAUAGGCUGUAUCUUGUGCUUGAUUUUGUCAAUGGUGGCCACCUUUUCUUUCAGCUCUAUCACCAAGGCCUAUUCAGGGAAGAUUUGGCACGCUUCUAUGCCGCAGAGAUUAUUUGUGCCGUUUCUUAUCUUCAUGCAAAUGAUGUAAUGCACAGGGAUCUUAAGCCUGAAAACAUUCUUCUCGAUGCAGAUGGUCAUGCUGUGUUAACAGAUUUUGGCCUGGCUAAGCAAUUCAAUGGCACUGAAAGAUCAAAUUCUAUGUGUGGAACUGUAGAGUACAUGGCCCCUGAAAUUGUAAUGGGAAAAGGUCAUGAUAAGGCAGCUGAUUGGUGGAGUGUGGGAAUUUUACUAUAUGAAAUGCUUACCGGAAAGCCUCCUUUCUGCGGCGGAAAUAGACAUAAGAUCCAGCAGAAGAUAAUUAAAGACAAAAUAAAGCUCCCAGCAUUUUUGUCAAAUGAGGCACAUUCACUGUUAAAAGGGCUGUUGCAGAAAGAUGUCAGCAAACGCCUUGGCAGUGGAUCAAGAAGCAGUGAGGAGAUUAAAAGCCACAAAUGGUUUAAGUCUGUGAACUGGAAGAAACUGGAAGCCCGUGAAGUCAGGCCAAGCUUUGUGCCAGAUGUUGCUGGGAAGCACUGUGUUGCUAACUUUGAGGAGAGGUGGACUAGUAUGCCUUUGCUGGAUUCUCCAGCUUCUACUCCCAAAAAGGAUCACAGUACCUUCAAGAAGUUCUCAUAUACUGGUGCUCCAGUUCAGUAAUGAUAGAAAUGCAUGAUUUCUACAAUAAAGGUCCAAUCAGAGCAGCCAAUUCAUGUAAUCUGUGAUGGCUUAGAAAAAUAUAUCUCUCUGAUACUCCACACCUAUAAUUUUUAAAAUAUAGAAUACAGCCACAUGUGCAUACAUUGAACAUUC
Molecule: messenger RNA, 2327 nt
Organism: Vigna unguiculata (cowpea)
Lineage: Eukaryota; Viridiplantae; Streptophyta; Magnoliopsida; Fabales; Fabaceae
Product: serine/threonine-protein kinase AtPK2/AtPK19-like
Biological process (GO): protein phosphorylation
Molecular function (GO): ATP binding; protein serine/threonine kinase activity
Source: RefSeq, a predicted model, not a curated record